This is a messenger RNA of Macrosteles quadrilineatus (aster leafhopper), 3837 nucleotides long. Its product is annotated as vanin-like protein 1. The record is from RefSeq and is a predicted model, not a curated record. The transcript has 10 exons. NCBI's taxonomy places the organism in Eukaryota, Metazoa, Arthropoda, Insecta, Hemiptera, Cicadellidae. Bases 20 to 1783 code for a protein of 587 amino acids.
AGAUGUUGUAGCUGUUGUGAUGAAGACACUAGUAGGCCUACUGUUGCUUCUAACUGCUUAUCAGAGCUAUGCAGCUACUACAGACUACUACACAGCCGCUGUGGUGGAGUAUGGAUCCCCGACCUACCCUAGCUUUAGCGCCGACGAGGUUAUGCUGGCCAAUGCUGCAGUUUUCACGGAUUUUAUGCGUAACGCAUCAUUAAGUGAGGUGGAUAUUAUAGUAUUUCCAGAAGGCGGACUGUUUGGCCACAAUGUCAGAAAAUCUAUUGAACUUCCAUCACCUGACGAAAAGGCAAACCCUUGUACCGAUUCUACCAAGUACCAUACGGCUCUUGUACUGCUAUCCUGUGCGGCAAAAAAGUACAACAUGUACGCUGUGAUAAACACAGGAGAACAAUACUACAAUUCGACAACUAACAAAACUGAAUACUACAACAGCAAUGUGGCUAUAGACAAGAAUGGAACUGUUGUGGCAAGGUACAGGAAGUUUAACCCUUAUGGAGAGCCAGUCACCAAGCCUGCUCUAGAUCUUCACACCUUCACUACAGAUUUCAAUGUGACCUUUGGCAUGUUCAUAUGCUUCGAUAUAGACUUUGAAGAGCCAGGAGUGGUUCUAGCCAGAGACUACGGAGUUAAACACUUCGCAUUUCCUCAUUGCUGGAUCUCAGAGCUACCUUUCCUGACAGCCAUCCAGGCCCAGUGGGGAUUCGCCUACAGUCUAGACACAGUCCUCCUUGCCUCAGGGUGUAACUACCCUUCUUCAGGAGGUACAGGUUCAGGGAUCUACCACGGCAGACGAGGAGCGCUUCAGUACUUCCAGACUAACUCACGUACCUCCAGACUACUCAUAGCCAACGUGUCCAAGAACUUCGAACCUGACAACAAACUCUUCCACACCAAAGACCCUGCAAGGCCUACCACCUACAAGGAGCCUGUAAAGAAUGUUGUAUCCAAUGAGUUCAGCGACGUAGAAGUCCAUCUGCUAGAAGAUCAACACACAAACAGCUCCCUGUUCCUCCUGAGGGACUACACGGAUGUCUACAGGAGUCGUCAGUUGUUUCCCUCGGGAUUUUAUCCCUCGUCAGCCUCGGCGGCGCCGCUCCAGGACUCCUCCCUGGCUUUGAAUCUCACAACAAAGACUACUAUCUGUCAGGGAGUUGUCUGCUGUGACUUUGAGGUCAGAGUGACUAGUAUUUUCAAUGCGACCAAACCUUCAGCACCAUCCAGAGGAGACGACUUCAGUCGUCAGUUCUAUAGACUUGUGGCUUUCGAUGGUGUACGAUGGUACGGCGGGGGAGUUGCCACUGGUGGAGUUCAGUUAUGUGGAGUAGUUUCCUGUGUCAACGAUUCCAUCUCCUCCUGCGGUCUCAGGUCGGACGACUCCUCCGCCCAGGUGGCGACCUACGGCCAGCUCUUCAAGACUGGGACUAGGUUCGAGUCUGUCACUAUCAUCGGGACUUUCACCCAUAAUCGCACCUUCAUCUACCCUGACAUCCUCACCACGGCCACUGGGGACAACUUCGGAGCUCUCGUACCCUCUGCGGCCUUCGCCUACGAGGAAUAUCCUCCCUACAACGGAUCCAUCAUUGCCUACCUCAAGAUCAACUACCCCAUAGACAACCUAGUCACUGCUGCCAUCUACGCUCGCCAGUUUGACCGUGAUGGGCAGAAGAGAACAGAGCUCCCUCUCAGCAGCUACGCCCACCCCUUACCUGGGAGUAUCUUCUUGUUAGGGGUGUUUUUCCUUUUAUUUUUCAAUUGCAUCCUCUCAACUGUACAUUGAAAAUAUUUUAAAAUAAUUAACAAUAUAAUAUUGAAGGAAAAUGUAUUUGUAGACAAACUAUACAAGUUUAAGGUCAGUUUUUAUGGUCGAUUAAAAACAUAUUUUUAACUAGGAAUCCACAAUAUCUGUUAAUAAAUUAAAAGUAUUAUAGUCAAAGAAGAGUCCUUGUGAGGUAGCAAAAUUAUAAAUAGCCAAUAAUGACUCCACCACCAGAAGCGAAACCCGUACGACACUGUCAGUAAAACUAAGUCAUUCCUAGAAUUUUAGUUUCAGUACUGCACUUGUAAAAGUUAGGUUAUGUUUGUAUGAAUCAAGCAAUACUUUUAAACCAUGCAGCUGUUCCAAAAUGAGUGUCAGAACUGCAACGCAGAGAAGAAAUCAGAUAAUACAUAGCUUAAAAAUUAGUUUGUAUGGCAAUCAAAUCUGAAACAUUUUGCCAACAUUUUGUUAAUACAAAUGCGCAAGCUGAAAUUUUCAUUAUAUAUUUUCAAGACCUACUUGGUAAAUUAUGUAAAAUUUCAAAACCUUUUGUGCUUAAAUGCCAAGUAAUGCAAAGGUACUCGUAAAACCAAACGUAUAAACCCCUCCGUGAGAUGGCACCUUGUUCAUUAAAAUUAAUGUUGUAAUAAUAUAACAGUGGCCAACACAGCAACAGUGUUAUCCAUUCCCAUCAUAAUACUUCCAUAGGACUCCAGAGGUUAUCAGUAGUGAUGGUCAGUAAUUAAAAAAAAUAGUCGUAGGUAAAGUAUUGUGUACAACUCGCGUAAUUAGCCAAUCGAAGAAGUUUUGAAAGCACUCACCAAGGCUAAUACCUUAAAUUUACUACUCGUCUUCACGCGAUCGUUGCAUACACUACUAGGGUGAGGUGGGGUAAGAGCAUAAAUGGGGCAAGAGCAUACGAGGUACCUCAAUCGCUUACGUUUUGCCCUACAGUACCAGGAUUCGCAGCAAAAGCUUCCUUUUAUUAUCAUACUUGAUGUACAUUUAAAGCUAUAUUUCCAUGGAAUGAUUUAAACAUGUGGAAUAAACUUUUCAAAGAUCAUGUAAUUCUUCCUCCGAGGGAAAGAUCAUAUAGGUAUUUUUAAACAUGACAAAAAAGUAAAAAAUUGUAUUAUUAUUAUUAUUAUUGGUUUAUUUUGUACAGUUUUAAGUGUACUUUUCAGUCAUGUUUGGAUUUAGUUUCCAUCUAUUAUAGUUUAAAAAUUGAUGGGCGUUGUGCACUUGCCCCCUAUUUUUGUUGAUGUGGGGCAAGUGCACACACCAUGUGCAACACACAUGUGUAAAUAUGAAAAAUAAGUGACUUUUAGAGUGAGUGAGUGUUUUUUAUAACUUAAUUUUUAACGUAAAAAACAGUUUUCAUGUUUGAAAAGUUAUAAGGACACUUAAGGAUACCCAUUUUUAUCAAUACCAUUUAUUCCCAUUACCAGGAAAUAGAUUAACCCAAUUUAAUAAGUGAAAUCAAAAUUACGUUCUUAAGCAUUUUUAAAAACAAGAUUUCUCGCCUUUGAAAAAAGUUUGUAUCUAAAAAACUGUAAGAGAUAAUUCAGUUCUGUAAAAAGUGUUAGAAAGCUCUCAAAAAGUUCUAUAUGCUCUAACCCCACUGUUUUCCUAAUACACUUACCAUGGGAUAUAGAGAGAGAAAAUGCACUUGCCCCACUAUUUGGGGCAAGUGCAUACACAGGGUAGAAACAAUUAAAAAAAGAAAAAUUAUAAGAGUUUUAUUUUUAGGAAAAUUUUAAGACUAAUAGAGAACAUUCUUGAAAAUGCAUGGUAAAAAUAUGAAUUUUCUACCAUUAAAAAUGAUGUGCUCAGACCUGGUCAAAGUUAAACUUUAGAUUUUACGUAGUGCACUUACCCCACCUCACCCUAUAGCCUUUGUGUUCUCAUUAUUAUGUGGCAUUGGUUUUGCAUAGUAAUAAAAGAUUAAAACAUUGAACAACGAAUAAUGUAGUUAACGUCCCUGCUUGAUCAAUUAUUUCAAUGUGUAAACAAGUUUACAAGCAUUGUUGUAUACAAUAGGAUUAAUCAAGCUGUAUAAACUGGUGUGAAGGAUG